This is a messenger RNA of Iphiclides podalirius (scarce swallowtail), 741 nucleotides long. The record is from the annotation of a GenBank genome assembly. Lineage: Eukaryota; Metazoa; Arthropoda; Insecta; Lepidoptera; Papilionidae.
AUGACGGACGAAACGGAGGCGGCGCGAAGGCGACCGCCGCCGCCGCCGCCGCGGCCCACCGUUCAGCAUGGCACACCGCUGAGCCAGCAGCACGGAGCCCAAGCGAGCCCGCAGCACACAACUCAUAUGAGUCCGCAGCACACGACUCAUAUGAGCCCGCAGCACUCGACUCAUAUGAGCGCGCAGCACUCGGCUCAGGGUCCGCAGCACAGCGCUCAGCUGGCCAUUCAGCCGGUGCGGCCUCCCGAGCCGCGGCCUCGCACCCAGCAACCGCCACGCCUCAUCAGGCCCUCCGAGCACCUCGCGAUAGUGGAACGCGCCCGCGAGCGCCGCGCGCCCCCCCUCACCCCCACCGUCGCGGUAAUACACGGUCCCCGACCCCCCUCAGCGCCCCCGGGCCACCACCUAGUUCCCUCCCGCAGCACCGCCAUCGUCCCCCAUGUGCCCCUGCUCCCCCACGCUCACAUAUCUCACAUACCUCACCACCCCCCCGUGCCCCAAGUGCCCCCGGCGCCACCGGCUCUUCGUCCGCGAGCCCCGCCAGCGAUAAGGAUGCCGGCGCCGAUCCCGCCACCGGUCAUGAGGUUGCCGCAACCAAGGAGAGAUGUUCAGCACCGCAACGUCCACCCGGGCGCUUUCCAAUGUCAACGCGCGAACGCCGCCUACGCAGCACGCGCCCCGAUUGGCCGACGGCGGGUGGCGCGCGUCUCCGUUGCAUUCGGACGAUACGUCACGGUCUUU